Molecule: messenger RNA, 1162 nt
Organism: Entelurus aequoreus (snake pipefish)
Lineage: Eukaryota; Metazoa; Chordata; Actinopteri; Syngnathiformes; Syngnathidae
Gene: sco1
Product: protein SCO1 homolog, mitochondrial
Exons: 7
Coding region: 174-1076 (300 amino acids)
Biological process (GO): intracellular copper ion homeostasis; mitochondrial respiratory chain complex IV assembly
Cellular component (GO): mitochondrial inner membrane
Molecular function (GO): copper ion binding; copper chaperone activity
Source: RefSeq, a predicted model, not a curated record
UGAAUGCCAGAAGAAGAGUAGCCCUUCCGCAUCCCCCUGUUCACUGACCUGAGAGCAGUUAAAGUGUCUCCGAUUACCGUUUGUGGUUCGACGAACUGAUCUGGGAGCAGCACAGUGAACGCGAUGUUCCUGUUUCGCACUCGACACAUUUCAUAAACCGGCGAGCGGUCAACAUGUCGCUGAGUGUUGUUCGUCAUGUCCGUGUUGGCUGCAGGCUGCUUGUCGGGGACACGAAAUUCCUACAAAGUCUCCGAUUUCAUCGCACUUUCCUUCCGAGAGACUUCCGACUGACACACAAGCUCUCAGCGUUCAGGAUCUGGAGUGUCUGCUGCCUGCAUCACUCCUGCAGAGCAACACAAUGUCAACAUCAGCAGAGCUCCACAAGGUUUUCCACACUUCCUCCACCUCCUCCACCACAGGACCAACCUAAGAAGUCUGGGCCCGUGACAUGGAAAUCUUUAGCCAUAACCUUCGCCAUUGGGGGAGCGCUGCUUGGCGGGAUGAAGUAUUUCAAGAGCGAGAAGGAAGAAAUGAUGGAAAAAGAGAGGAACAAGUCCAUAGGCCGUCCAGCGCUGGGUGGACCCUUCUCCCUGGUGGACCACAAGAAGAAGGAGGUGACGAGUGACGACUUCCUGGGUCAAUGGGUCCUCAUCUACUUUGGCUUCACUCACUGUCCUGACAUCUGCCCUGACGAGCUGGAGAAAAUGAUUGAGGUGGUGGAGGAACUUGACAAAAUCAAGUCUUUACCCAAACUGACACCCAUCCUCAUCACCAUCGACCCUGACAGGGACACACCAGAGGCCAUGGCGACGUAUGUUAAAGAGUUUUCACCAAAGCUGAUUGGUCUAACGGGGUCCACCGCUCAAUUGGAGCAGGUGUCCAGAUCCUACAGAGUUUACUACAGCCAAGGACCCAAAGACGAAGACAACGACUACAUUGUGGACCACACCAUCAUCAUGUACCUGGUUGGACCUGAUGGACAGUUUGUGGACUAUUAUGGUCAGAACAAAAGAAACGUGGAGAUUUCCAACUCCAUCGCAGCUCACAUGAGAAAAUACAAAAAACAAAAAUUAUGAUUGAAAGUUAUGAAGACCUUUUUGUCCUGCUGUGUAACUGCUCAGGUGUUGUCCUCACGAGGGCAGUAAAGAAUAGACGGACACAA